AUGCCCAGGUCAGCGAAGGAAGUACUCGACUAUGUCAUGAACAUCUUCUUCAAGGACAAUACAUGGCAUGAAACAGCCGCUAAUCUCAAGGCCAAUCCCAUUUUCUUUGGAUCUGACCUCGAGCGACUUGCGCUUGGUGAAGACUGCCACGAGCUUCAUCUCGCAGCUGCAUCCAUGGAUUGGGUUGGAGAUCUCCAAUACGAAGCCAAGGUGGCCGAGUCGCUGAAACGGCCUCGGUUUACAAGCUCUGGGGACCUUUUGCGCCACCAGGGCCCGAGCCAGCGGUUCACGUUGAACAUUCAAGAGGACAGCGAUGAUAUGGACUACCAUACCACAGUUCGAGCUUAUGGCAGCCUGCUCUGCCAGAAGAGUGACGAAUUGACCACUUGCGUACUGUAUUACGAAGAAACGAUACACAAUACCUUUGCAGCACUCGUUGUCAGGGUAUGA
Colletotrichum abscissum is the source of this 450-nucleotide messenger RNA. RefSeq lists its product as uncharacterized. The record is from RefSeq and is a predicted model, not a curated record. The transcript has a single exon. NCBI's taxonomy places the organism in Eukaryota, Fungi, Ascomycota, Sordariomycetes, Glomerellales, Glomerellaceae. The coding region runs from base 1 to 450 and encodes 149 amino acids.